Messenger RNA from Clonostachys solani, 1989 nucleotides. NCBI's taxonomy places the organism in Eukaryota, Fungi, Ascomycota, Sordariomycetes, Hypocreales, Bionectriaceae. The record is from the annotation of a GenBank genome assembly.
AUGUCGGUAAAUAACGCAGAAACACCCGAGACGGCUCUCUUUUCAUUCCAGUAUCCUGAGCUAGACGGGAGGAGGAAGAGGCGGCGACCUGGGUCUGAUGGUGCCGCGGGGAAGCCGGCUAUCCGUUUAUCCAAGAUCCGAAAUGCAUGUAACACUUGUCGGGAAUGUUCCGGCCAUGAGCCGUGUGUCCGCUGCCAGCAAAAUGGACAGACAUGCGAGUACAUGCCGACAGUGAGCACACCUCAGAAGACACCUCGUUCAACAAGGGCUAGCAAAAGGAAGUCCAUCUCAGUACCAUCACCAGCAAUCACGGCAAUUUCCCAUGAGUCAAGAAUAGAAGAUCUGAAUGCUUGCUCUCCCACGGUUCCAGCUGGAUCUUCUGCUGGCAGCACUAGAGAGGUUGACAAGAGCCCUCCAGAUGCUUCCCUACAAGAAGACCAGUAUGGCCAUGUACAUGGGGGCGCCUCGGAAUUUGCGUUCCUGCAAUUCGCCAAACAGAAAUUAGCAAGUGUGCCGUCCAUGUCCAUUGACUUCUGCGAUUACCCCCUCACUGCGCCUGCUGGACCCAAUGUCAUGCCUCCAAAGCAAAUAGCAGACGGGCUGCUUCAGACCUUUUUCAAUUUCGGUCUUUCUACGUCGCGCUUCAUCCAUCAGCCUAGCCUGACAGAAGACUAUGAGAAAUUGUAUGAUCCGGCAAGCAUCGCCGAACUUGGGACAGAUAGGCUGGCACUUAUCUACAUGGUCAUGGCCUUGGGUUCCCACUACUCGACCCUACACAAUAUGUGGUGUGGCUAUUCUGCCAGCGUCCAAUUCUACCAGAUGGCUAAUCAGCAACUCCAGAAGGGAACAAGUCGGAUUUCAAUAGCCUCACUUCAAUCUCGGCUCUUAAUCACACAUUACCUACUCAACCAUUCUCGUAUGCACGAGGCUUGGUCUAUAUUUGGUGUCGUUGUUCGUCAUGCUCAAGCACUGGGCCUUCACAGAAGAUCCGCAAGGGCGCCAACGAAUUUGAUAGUCCUGGAAACCCGAAAGAGGCUCUUCUGGGCCAUUUAUAUCCACGAUCGUAUUCUCAGCAGCAUAUUCGGUCGACCAUGCGCAUUGCAUGACGGCGAUAUUGACCAAGAGGAAGUCACCCUGGCUAACGACGUCGAUAUCACCGCUGCGACCUGUCGAUCUUCCCCCAGAGACACAUUUUGUUCUGCAGCGGCUCUCUUUCACUAUUCGAGGCUUGCCCGUAUUCUUGGAAUGAUUCUACAGCAGCUAUAUGGCCCAGAAUCUCGGAGGCACAGCAUUCAAGAGCUGCACAACAUGGCGGCUACCUUUGAAAUAAAACUCAGCACUUGGAAAGACAAUCUUCCAACUUAUCUCGACUACACAAAACUCCCCACCUCAGCACUGUCAAUCAUGACACAGCGUCAGACGUGCACUCUAAAAUUGACCUUCUCUCACGCAAGUUUAUUGUUGUAUCGGCCGUUCAUCUUAUAUUCCCUAGAGGCAUCGGUAGACGACGCGCCUAACUUCCAGGGCUGGAUAAAGCGGUGUCACGACAAAUCCAUCGACGCCGCUAACACAAUUGUUGCUGAAGGCAAAUACUUGGCUCAGAGGGGGCUCUUCUCCCGGGUCUUCUACUUGGUGACAUAUUUGCAAUUCGCUGCCAUCGGCACACUUUUCAUGUACUGUCAUCUAUGGCCAAAUGCGUCCGAGGCCCGCAACACGGCCGAAGAGGCAAGGAUGGCGUUUCCCUCUGGUGUGGAAGGAGACCUUGUUGGGCAACGGUACGUGGAGGUCUUGAAUGAACUGAGCAAGCUCACUUCUCUCCCGAGCAUGGACAUGGCCGGUGGCGACUUUGAAGGGGUUCAGUUGAAUGACCUGGCUUUUGAUUGUGAGAGCGUCCCGGUUGAUCUUGCAGGCCCGUGGUCUAACUUGUUCUUUGGCCCAACCAUGUUUGAUGAAUAUCUUGGCUUCGACAUGGACGAAGCACGAAUGUGA